CGGAAAGCAUUCGAGGUCCACAGCACUACCGACAGUCUCGAUCCGAGGCACGAGCCUCCAUGUUAGAACGCUCAGGAUAUAAGUUGGAUACUACGACCUUUAGCGGACCAGAACCACUCUACAUCCACCACUGCGAGCGAAGUUUACUGCUGGAGCCGGCUAUCGCAAUUACAACAUGCAUAAUGAUGGCGCGACACCCCGCAUAGCUUUCCUCUUCACCCCUCCUCCAGGCAGCCUCAUCUCAUGAGCUGCUUCUUCCGCUUCGCCCAACAUCAACAGCAGGUGGGCAGCCCCAAUGUGGCCGUUCAAUGAGAGCUCCCAGCUGCGUUCAUCUGCUAGUAGCAUCGGAAGACAUGCGAGAGUGGAUACCUUACGAGAAGAACUCCACGCUAUGAUACUACAAGACGCGACAAACCUACCUCCAGGUCCCGUUUCGUCCGAUACGGCCCUUCCUUCCUCUCCCGAGUAUCCUCGCAUCCGGCCUUCGCCUCAAGCGCGGAUCCUUGCAGCUAUCGCAGAUACAAGAGGAACACAUACAGCGGUACUUGAGUCUGGGCCGCGAAGAAGGUCAGCUCAUAGCAGUGUCAGUGAUGCACGGCGGUUUGGGUUUUAUCUCCCAAGCGCUACUGCGAGCGAGAACAACCUUGCGCUGCAUCGACCUGGACCAUUCAUGCUUCACGACUUACAUGAGCGCACUGCCAGCCUCCCACUCGCUUCUUCAGCGGCAGCGGCAGCGCUCGAGCGCGGUGUUCCACGUCAACCUCAGACAUCCCCGCAUCGAUUUGACGACGUAACCAACCAUGGUCCACCGCCAAAAUACGUAGCAUUCGAUCCCUAUCCUUUCUUCGGUGUCGAGCCAAGAACCCGUCGCCGAUCAACUAUACAGGUCAUCGAGACCGUCUGCAAGGAUGGGUUCAAGGUUACAACAGGCAAGGUGGGCAAGAGUUUCGUCAAGCACGUCGAGGAUGUAGGCAAGAUAGCGAAGGACGUACCCAGCGCCUUGAAGGGAGCUCAGGUGAGAUUGAGUUCGAAAAGGGCCAAGGGGAAACUUCGCUGGUUGGAAAAACGCAACUACCUGAGUGGGCAGGAGAGGCUUCUGACGCAAGCUCUCGUUGGUUGAGGCGUGAUGUUAUCCUUGGUGAAUAACCCGGAGAUACAUCAUCAUGUCUACUAGAGUCACCAGGUGUAGGAGGAUGGGAGACAAGUGAAGAGCGCAUGAAAGGUGCUAUCUGCACUUUCCAGCAAGUUCGCCACAGCGGAGCGUAUCUUCGGCAAGACAGAGUGGAUACCGUUGAGGGCUGUGGUCCGAAGAAUGGCUUCUGGAUGAUUGUAUCGAAGCUGUUUUCCCGUCAAGGCUAUCGACUCAAUUCCCGGAAGCACGCGGGUAGACAGGAAACUUGGUCUGUCAAUCAGAUAUUUCAACUUAGGUCGUUUUAACCUGAACAAGAUAAAUGCCGUUCUGUCUACCGUUCUUGUACAUCCCUAU
Molecule: messenger RNA, 1486 nt
Organism: Alternaria rosae
Lineage: Eukaryota; Fungi; Ascomycota; Dothideomycetes; Pleosporales; Pleosporaceae
Exons: 1
Coding region: 296-1120 (274 amino acids)
Source: RefSeq, a predicted model, not a curated record